UGCCUCUUCACUCCAGGCUAAGCUUUUUGCUCAGUCACACGGCUCUCGCUGGCUGCCUGGCCCCUUGCGCACGCACACACACACACACACACACACACACACACGAAAACAGCAACCCACUCCACCUCAACACCCCCCUAUCACACACACACACACACACACACACUCCCUCGCACUCUCGCUCGAUGCCGGAGAUGAAGGAGUCUGGUUUCAGUGGGGCUGCAGGCAGCCUGCACAGCCGCUGGGUUUGAGUUUCUUGUUUGGAUGCGGCGGCUGGUGGGAGAGGGAGAGGGAGAGGCACGGCGCUCAGAGCAGCACCCAGGCGGCAGCGGCGGCGGAGAUGAAGAGAAACCCGCGAUGAAGAGAAGAGGAGGACGGGCAUCAGGCUGCCGCACGGACGUGUCUGCUUGAAGUGCUUCUCCAGCUUUUUCAUUUAUUCUGUGCCAUGCGUCUGGUGAAGUAGAUGAGCCGGGCUAUUUAAGGAAGGCAAGCGGAGGGCCUGGUGCUGAAGGGUGCUCCCUCGGGGGAAACAGAGGAAGCGGAGGGAGGGAGGGAGGGAGGGAGGGAGUGGUUCCUCAGGGCUUCAGUCAUGACCGAGGCCAGGGUGCCCACAGCGAGCGCCUCCACCAUGGCGGCGCCGGCGUCCGGGGGCCCCGUGGCUCUGACGUGGGCGCGCGUGUGCAAGGAGUGCGGCCAGGUGCACGAGGGCCCCGAGGGCCACCUGUAUGACUACCAGGACGACGUGGACGACGAGCUGCAGUGCCACAUCUGCCUGCAGCCCCUGCUGCGGCCCAUGGACACGCCGUGCGGGCACACCUACUGCUACCAGUGCCUGAGCAGCUUCCUGCGCGACCAGGACUUCUGCCCCGUGGACCGCCAGCGGCUGCAGCUGCCCCAGUGCCGGCCCUCCAGCCUGCUGGUGCGCAACCUGCUGGACAAGCUGAGCGUGCUGUGCCCCUUCCAUGCAGAGUGCCAGGGCACCAUGCCGCGCUGCGAGCUCCAGCCUCACCUGCACAACAGAUGCUCUGCUUUCAGGCGGAUGCGUGAGGAGGCAGAGAGGAGGAAGAGGCCUCCUUGGAAUGAAAUUAAGGCCAGCAAAGCGGAGGCAGAGGACGGUAAAUCCACCCCUCCCCUCUCCCGCGCGUCCCCCCGGCGCCCAGCGGAGCCCGGCCUGGUCAACCCCGCCUUCGAGGAGGGAGAGGAGGAAACUCACCUGAGGUCCAGCCUGGUGGCGGAGUCCAUGGUGGUGGAGCUGUUCCGGGACGACCCCGAGGAGGAACUGGGCCUGCGGAUAGUGGGGGGGAAGGACACCCCUCUGGGCAACAUCGUCGUCCAGGAGAUUGUGCGCGAUUCUGUCGCUGCACGGAGCGGCAAACUGUCCCCAGGAGACCACAUUCUUGAGGUGAACGAUGCCAGCCUGGCGUCCGUGUGCCAUGACCGUGCCAUCGGUGUGCUGCGCCGCCCGUGCUCCCUGCUCCGGAUCACCGUCAUGCAGGAGAAAGGCUUCAAGCCACGGCUCGAGCAGCACCCUUCGUCGGGCACCAACGCCGCCAACCUGUCCCCCUCCUCCUCUUCCUCGUCCAACGCCUCGCCGCAGGCCUCCAACCACCUUCACCACCAUGCCAGUGCUGCGCACCAACACCACCCCCAGGGCACCGUCACCCAGGUGACGCUGGCCAAGCGCGAGCGCUCCGAGCCGCUGGGCAUCAAGCUCAUCCGCAAGUCGGACGAGUCGGGCGUCUUCAUCCUGGACCUGCUCACAGGCGGGCUGGCGGCCAAGGAUGGCAAGCUGCGCAACAACGACAAGGUGCUGGCCAUCAACGGGCACGACCUGCGGCACGGCACCCCGGAGACCGCUGCUCAGAUCAUACAGGCUAGUGAGGUGCGGGUCAAUUUUGUGGUGAUGAGGCACCCCGAGCCUGAGGAGGGGGGUGACGUUGUGCCCCGGGGGGCCAGACGACUCCCUGAGCAGCAGUUCUUCAGACGCCGCUCCACCUAUAUGAAGGAACCGCCCAGUGGCUUCUCCUGCCAAGAGAAGACGGUGAGCCUGAAGAAAGAGCCGCGCCAUUCCCUGGGCAUCACCAUCGCCGGCGGGAGGGACUGCCGCAGCCGCCUGCCCGUCUACAUCACCAGCGUGCAGCCCGUGGGGUGCCUGCACCGGGACGGAACCAUCAGAACAGGUGAUGUGCUGUUGAGCAUCAAUGGUGUUGACCUCACCCAGCUGACGUACAACGAGGCGGUGUCAGUGCUGAAGACACAGACAGCCCAGCCGUCGGUGGCUCUCCGCGUCAUCCGGACCGUCACGGAGGAAGAGGAGGAGGAGGAGGGAGACGCCGCCACCAAGGAGGAGCAGGAGGCCGUGGAGAGUCCGUCUGAGGACGACAUCAACUGGGCCCCGCUCUGGACCCGUUGGCUGGGCCUGCCCAGCAACAUGCACUGGUGCCGUGACAUCGUCCUGAUGAAGACCAACAGUGAGAGCUGGGGCUUCAGCAUCGUCGGGGGCUACGAGGAGAGCCGCGGCCAGCAGCCCUUCUUCAUCAAGACCAUAGUGCCUGGGACACCGGCCCACUUCGACGGGCGCCUCAAGUGCGGGGAUGAGAUUGUGGCCGUUAACGGCGCCUCCACUGUGGGGAUGAAUAACUCGUCCCUCAUCCCGAUGCUCAAGCUGCAGAAGAACAAGGUCACUCUUACCGUCGUCUCCUGGCCUGGCAGCCUGGUCUAAGAGACGCCUCUGUCUGCCUGCGUCUGUCGCCUGGACGCUGGUCUCCGUACGGUUUGUGUAUCGCCAUCAAGAACUGGAUGCAAAAUGGUCUCAAAUCUCAAGUCUCAAUCCCUGUUGUGUCCUGAAGUCUCCGUUGACCAGGACGCAGCAUGGGAGAUUGGGGUUUCGGUGGAAGUAUUUUAAUUGCUAUUGAUGUUUUAUUCAGUUUGAUCACUGGCUUGGCGUUCUACAGUUACUUGAGGCCAUUCCGUGUUAUUGGCUUGCAAAUGGCUGCCCCUGGAGACCAAUGACAGCCAAUCAGGGAAGAGAACUGACAAUCAAGAACCAGGAACUCAUUCAGUAUGAAGGAUUAUGGAAGGAAUACACAUUUAUGUUUGGGGCAAAAGUCUUUUGGCGUUUUGUCUGUUGGUUUCUGUUUGAAUGUUGGAUGGCUGUCUCAUCAGUGUCAUUUUGGUGUGAGGAAGAUGGACAGGAGGGCCGAACGGACAGACGGACGGAAGGUUUUACCACAGAGGACACUUUUAAUGUCUGUUUUUAGAGGCUUGUUGAGAUUGGUGAGAGUUGGCUGAAUGUUACACUUAAGAGUUGCCUGUUUUGUGUUGAAUCAGUAAAGCAAUGUUACUCUUGUGAUGAAGGCAUGUUUAAGGGAGAACAUGUAAUAUGCCCUCAUCCACUUUAAGUGCAUCUCUGACGCACAGAACUUCCUUUCCCUGCUCCAUAGGAGAAUUGCAGAGACACGUGGAUGUUGAGUGUGGGAUGAUUCUUCUGAUGGCAGACCAAAUUUCUGAGUGGAUAAUAAUUUUAUGCUGAUAUUCUUCUAUAAUAAGUUUUACCAAACACUAUUAAACUGUGCUAGAACAUCAUAAUGACUUUAGAUUUGCAGUAUUAAUUUGGGUUUGAUACUAUAAUUGGCUACCUAUUUGAAGUUUUGUUGGAUGCAUCGUGAUGAAUGUUGAUUUAUGUGGGUGCCUUGCAUAUGUAUAACGAAGGAUGAAUCUCGCACACCUGCCUUAAAUGCCAAUAGACCAAAAACUUGCAAUCAACAUUUUCCUUUUUCUUUUCUUUUUGCUUCUCAUGUUCUUAACCUAAUGUAUUAUUUAGAAUGAAGGUGUGGUUAAUGUGUUCACACACACACAGUUUAAUGUGUUCACACACACACACACACACACACACACGGAUGCAUUCCAUUUCAACCUCUCUGAUUGGUUCCUUUCUCCCCCAUGGUAUGGCAGACGUAGAGGGUCACCUCUGGGUUCUUGUGAUUAUAUAAUAAAGCAAUAUGGUUUCA
Clupea harengus (Atlantic herring) is the source of this 4010-nucleotide messenger RNA. It is a transcript of the gene lnx2b, whose product is annotated as ligand of numb-protein X 2b. NCBI's taxonomy places the organism in Eukaryota, Metazoa, Chordata, Actinopteri, Clupeiformes, Clupeidae. The record is from RefSeq and is a predicted model, not a curated record. Gene Ontology annotation, molecular function: ubiquitin-protein transferase activity; protein binding.